ACACUAACAACCAUUAGAACACUUUCAUCUGCUUACAACCGGACUUGCACAUUAUGUUGCUCUCCAAAUGUGGAACAACCUCCCAAAGCGGCUCAAAAUGAAAAGAAAGAAUGACCAACCAACGGUAGCAAUAAUAGACGCAGAUGGCCCUUCUCCUUCCGGAGGGGAAACAAGGACAGCCUCUGAUGAAAAAGUACAAUUGAGAAAGGAAAUUGGACUGAUCAAAGCUAUUUCUAUCAUCAUGGGGACCAUUAUUGGGUCUGGCAUCUUCAUCUCCCCUCAAGGUGUACUUAGCGGGACUGGGAGUGUUGGGCUUAGCCUGGUCGUCUGGGUGGUAUGUGGGUUAGUCUCUCUAGCAGGUGCCUUGUGCUUCGCUGAACUGAGUAUCGUAACAGGGAAGUCAGGAAGCCAGUACAUCUUCCUAAAGGAAGCCUAUGGAGAUAUCCCAGCAUUCCUAUACUCGUGGACUUCCAGUCUGCUCAUGCGUCCUGGGGGUAUGGCUCUCGUCACGCUAGCCCUGGGGACGUACACAGCAGACUUUGUGGUCCCUGGGGUUUGUGGGGUGCCUGAUGUGCUCAUCAAAUUGUUUGCUGUACUCGUAACGUUAUUUACGUCAUUUAUCAAUGCGAUAAGCGUAAAGUGGACUACCAAUCUGCAUGUAGUCUGCACGGUGUCAAAGGUCGUGGUACUGUUAAUCAUUAGCGGCGUGGGCGUAGUGAGAAUGUUUCAGGGACAUACUGAAUAUAUCAACCCUGCAGUCUCAUUCAUCGGUUCAAACACCGGGUUCUUUCAACUAUCCGAUGCAUUCUACCAGGGUCUGUACCCCUACGACGGCUGGGGUUCGUUGAGCACAGUUUACGAAGAGGUUUUCAACCCUAAAAGAAACGUUCCAUUGGCCGUAAUAAUUAGCAUUCCUAUUACCAUAGUGAUUUACAUCUUCGUCAACCUGUCGUAUCUGACUGUUCUGUCCCCAAAUGAGAUGAUCGCAUCAAAAGCAGUUGCCCUGGAUUUCUCUGAGGUAUCGCUUGGUGUCAUGUAUUGGAUCGUACCUCUAGGUAUCUGCAUCUCAGUCUUCGGAGGAGCAAUGGGGUCGUCUCUUACAGAUUCCAGGCUUCCGUACGUUACGAGUCGUGAGGGUCACAUGGCCCAGGUGCUGAGCAUGAUCAGCAUAAAGAGGAGAACACCCCUCCCAGGAAUCUUUCUGGAAGCUAUUAUUGCGGUCUUUCUCAUCGCCGUUGGAUCUUUCGACACGUUGGUCUACGGACUGAGCUUUGCUGGGUGGAUCUUCUACGGUAGUGCCGUGCUGGCCGUCCCGAUACUCCGGUACCGUCUACCGGAUCGCCCGAGACCCUUUAAAGUACCAAUGAUCUUCGUGGUUGUUGUAUUCAUCACCGCCUGUUACCUCGUUGUGUCUCCCUUUAUUAAUGGUCCAGGAAUGGAAACUAUCUACGCAUGUCUCUUCAUCUUCUCUGGUCUUAUCUUCUAUUUCCCUUUCGUCCACUUCAAAUACCAUCCAAAAAUAAUGGAUCACAUAACGAUGUUUCUUCAGAGGCUUCUUCAAAUUGUAACAGCGCCUUAUGAGGAACCAGACUAAUACAGACUCACCUUAGGAUCAUGUGGCAUUAAGACAGGAUACAUGACUAAAAUCAACUUUAUUUAUCUCAAAAAAAGAAUUUGAAAUAAUACACAAAAAUCAAGAGUCAAAAAAAAAAAAAAAGCAGAUACAAAUUUGUAUGAACCAAUUCUCGGGGAUUUACCUCUGUCAAGCCAUGUCAAGCGAUAGACAAAACA
Messenger RNA from Asterias rubens (European starfish), 1791 nucleotides. Its product is annotated as b(0,+)-type amino acid transporter 1-like. Bases 68 to 1594 code for a protein of 508 amino acids. Gene Ontology annotation, biological process: amino acid transmembrane transport. Gene Ontology annotation, cellular component: membrane. Lineage: Eukaryota; Metazoa; Echinodermata; Asteroidea; Forcipulatida; Asteriidae. The record is from RefSeq and is a predicted model, not a curated record. The transcript is spliced from 13 exons. Gene Ontology annotation, molecular function: L-amino acid transmembrane transporter activity.